AUGACCCAAGCUAUUGCACGCCAGAAUCCGAUUGUCCUAGUCAUAGACUUUCACCAUGCAAGAGGCCCCGAGAUAGAGUUAUGCUUUGCGGACGAAGGGACGAAUCCGGCUGUGGAAAAUGAUUGGUCACUGUUGCCAUUCAUGGCAUUGUCAGAUGGAGCACAUGCCUCCACGGAAGAUUUCUCAUAUUUCACCCUCCGCCGCGAAGCGACCUCGACUCAGAAUGCGACGUCUCUGUUCGGUAUAUCAUGUACAAGGCAGAUCCCCGCUAGCUCGUUGAUCAAUCGCUCUCCGGAAGUUACCCGAUCGACUGUCCAGAAGGCUGUGGUGGUUGUGUCUGAUGGACCUCAGCAUUUUGGGAGAUUGAGGGAAAAAUUAUCCAUGGUAACAUCGGCAUGGUUUGCGCAACGGGAUUUUUCAGAUGUGGAUAUUUUGAAGAAAUUUCGCGAGAGCUUGAUUGCAAGUCUGAAGAAUGAAGACGCACAUAAAGACACUUAUCUCGACUGCGCUGACCCGGCGUUUGAUUCAUAUGCUGAAAACACUGAAAAGGCCACCUCGCUGAAGACGAGUGAACGGAGUUCAUUACUGGCUUAUAUGGGAUUGCCAUUGCAACUUUUCGGCAAGGCGAGUGGGAGCAUUUUUGGGCCCUACACACCAUUGCAGCAGUUAGAUCUUUUGGCCGAUCACGGAACCAAGUCUUAUAUAGUCGGGUCGACGAAUUCUUUGCUGCUUCAGCAGAAAGAUCGUUAUAGCGACAUUCUGAUCAAUCUCGACGAAGGGGCCAUCAGCAUACAGUCACCUGCAAUGCGGACCGCACUGGCCUUAACUGCAGCAGAUAGACGAUGGAUCGAUUUCCUCACGCAGACCAUCAACGAGACCUGGGACCCAUCACACCCUGAACAACCCAAAACUCACGGCUACGUGGGAUCCGAGGAGUUUAUUCGACUACAGUUCGAGGAGUACCUCCUAGCUUUACUGUCGUGCACAAACCAUCGACAACAUGUGCAGCCUUCAUCCCCAGUAAAAGCGAAUGAAACCAAAAACAAAGUUCAGUCAGCGGAUGCAGAAGCGGACCCGACGCUCGAAUUUAACCAGGACUUCGUCGCGCACUGGAAAACGACCCGGAAUUAUGCCUUAUUUCACCGAUUGACCUCUGAUGCAAUGCUAUUUUCCGUUGUUGAGCCUCGGCACCCCUGUGCCGGCGGGCUGACGAUAGAUGAUAUCCAGCGACGACUGGCACAACAGGUGUCAGAACUCCAUCUAGACGAGCGGGUGCGCGAGGGUCGCGAAGCACUAAACAAGACGCUAGUCACCGGCCAGAAGAAAGUGAGCAACGCAUUCAACAGCUUCUGGGCGGAUAUCGAAGCGCUACGAGAAGCGCAACGCAAAAGAAACGAGGAGCGAGCAAUGGAGCGAGCAUCUUCAGAUGAGAAAAGUCUGAGUGGCGAAUCUCUCCAGUCUAUACGCAAUAAUACAACCUCUCCCUCUACCACCACCACCACCACCUCUGGUUCUUCUACCGAGACGAACUCAUUUUCAUGGUUUGGACACGUUCGCCGAUCACCAUCGGUCGAUGUCAGCCAGGGUCAAGCACCAGCAAAUACAGCGGGACAAAGGGCAGGCGCUUAUAUCAGUUCCUGGGGAGCCUGGGCCAGCGAGCGACGCAAGGAAUGGCAAGAUCGGAGAAAUAGCACCGCCCCAGCAACAGCAACAGCAACAGCAAUAUCAACUUCUUCAUCAGUUACCGGACCAACAUCAUCAGAAGCCGCUCUUCCCAGCGUCAGCAAGAAGGAAGUUGGCGGCGAUAGUAAUAAUAAUGAUAAUAAUAACACCAACAACAACCGAGGUGAACAAUCAUCAUCCUCCUCUCGUCGCGCUAGCGAAGAAUCCACCACCGCAAUACCAGCAACCACAACUCUAAGCCGAAGUAUAAGCCGCCGAACGAAGAGAUGGAGUAAUGUGCUACUCAAAAAGGAACAUCGACAUACUAACAGCGAGUCCGACUACGAAUCAUCAUCCAGUCGAAAGUGCUCUCUAGAUAUCACUGUCCCAUCGUCGUCAUCAUUGUCCAUUGCAGAUGCACCCAAGUCGCCGCUUGGACAGGUGCAACAUCAGCAUCAGCAGUCAAUUGAGGGUGGUAAUGCAACUACGACUAAUAAUGUACCUCCCAAGGCAGAAGAGGAGGGUGGAAAUGUGACGGUGAUGAAGUCUAGUGAUGAUGAUGGUGAAAUUGGAUUGGCGAGUAGAUAA
Molecule: messenger RNA, 2250 nt
Organism: Talaromyces atroroseus
Lineage: Eukaryota; Fungi; Ascomycota; Eurotiomycetes; Eurotiales; Trichocomaceae
Exons: 9
Coding region: 1-2250 (749 amino acids)
Cellular component (GO): cytoplasm
Source: RefSeq, a predicted model, not a curated record